This is a messenger RNA of Colletotrichum higginsianum IMI 349063, 1542 nucleotides long. RefSeq lists its product as uncharacterized. The record is from RefSeq and is a predicted model, not a curated record. The transcript has a single exon. NCBI's taxonomy places the organism in Eukaryota, Fungi, Ascomycota, Sordariomycetes, Glomerellales, Glomerellaceae. The coding region runs from base 1 to 1542 and encodes 513 amino acids.
AUGGACUUUGAACGCCCGCCAACCGAACUCGAACGCAACUGCUUUUACCACGGCCUUCCCAGCCAACCCAAACUCGUAGCGAGGUCUAGCUUGACACCGUUCCGCUACAAUGUAGACGACCCAUGGUCGUCGGAUCGAAAAACUCUGGCUGUGGCUGGCGAGCAUGCUAUUGCCAGCACAUGGAAUAACGAGCCUUCCACACUAAAGCAUCAGAUAUUGGGCAUUCUUACCCAGCAGAACGUCGACUGGCAGGCGAUUGAUAUCCUCCGCAUUGGAUACGAAGACGAAGAAAAGCCUUUGAUUGUCUCCAUCUCGGUCUUGACCGAUACACUCCCAUGGAAAACGGGCAACCAAGUUGCUAGGGACUGCAGAAAAGCCCUUGUUGAGCACGGGCUUGACGAUGUCCACUGCGAGAUCAAGGAGUCUAAGCUAGUGAAUCUCUCCUCCAGUUUCGCAGUCCACCAGCAGGACGCCCACAACUAUCCUCCCACGUAUCAAUCGUAUAUGUACCAGCUUUCCGAUCAGCUGGGAACCGCCAUCGCGAGCAAAGACCAGCCUCGCCGGGAAGGCACAAAGGGGAUCUAUCUACACCGAAUCGGUAGCGAGCCUGCCGAGAUAUUCGCCUUGACCUGUCGACAUGUCUGCUAUAGCAGCUCUGAGAAAGGCAAUCGGUUGCCGGAAGAAAACACGCUACCUAGCAAGCCCGUCAUCCAGUCGCCAGAAAAGACACACAACAAAACGGUGCACCAGCUGGAGAUAUUCAGAGAUAAAGCGGUUGCAGCGAUACAUCACGCGGAGCAGAAACAAGAGGCUUGCAACGUUGAUUUAUCUUCAUCCAUCGCCAGGCUCCAAGGCGAGACAAAUGCCGCUAAUGAUAUGCUACAGUAUUUCUACCGUCGCACUUCAUUAAGUAGCAGAAUCAUUGGGGAGGUUGCAUACACCAGCGACUACGUAGUGCGAACUUCCAAAUGUCUCAGCGAUUGGUGCUUAAUACGGUUGAAGGCUGACUCUCACGAGAGACGUCUUUCUGAUGUCUCCAACCGCGUCUACAUUGGUGGUGGCGAUCUCAAGUCGCGCUUUCCUGGUCGCGAACCAACAAUCAUCAUCCAAGACCUUCAAGAUGAUCAAACCAUCAGAAUACAAGGCAUCGUCACAGUCUCCGAGCUUCAAGACCCCAGGCAAGAGCGCAUUGUCGGAACGAGGGGCCAGCGAUCGGGCCUAACAUUCGGGAUUGUAAACAACGUCAAGUCAGUCACCCGCCGGGUUUUCGACCGAGAGCUCGUCUCCCAGGAGUGUUGCAUCGUGGCAGAUGGAGAUAAUGCAUCCCGUGCGUUCACCCAGCCUGGUAAUUCCGGUGCCUGUGUCUUUGACCUGGCGGGACGCGCUGUUGGCAUGGUGACGUCAGGCAUAUCGCGAGAUAAUAUGCUGGUUGGCGGCGACGACUACGGCCUGGACGUCGCAGUCGACGUGACAUAUGCUACUCCUAUGGAAUGGCUUCUGGCGGAUAUGAAGGCUUGCGGGGUGCCGAUGGAGAUCCUGUGA